Molecule: messenger RNA, 1036 nt
Organism: Spirometra erinaceieuropaei
Lineage: Eukaryota; Metazoa; Platyhelminthes; Cestoda; Diphyllobothriidea; Diphyllobothriidae
Source: the annotation of a GenBank genome assembly
AUGGAAGACUGGAAAGUAUGAGUCUGUGUACUUCGUCCACUUACUCUCAAUGCCUACCUACAGUGCCUGUGGCUGUUACCGGCCGGUCAAAGAGGGAGCUGUCGACUGUGCAGGACCAGCCAUCGACGGAUGGAGAAACUAAUCAACGAAGGCGCAGACGGAAGACUGGAAGGUAAGACUGUGUACUUCGUCCACUUACUCUCCAUGCCUACCAACAGUGCCUGUGGCCGUUACCGGCCGGCCAAAGAGGGAGCUGUCGAAUGAGGAGAGCCAACCAUCGACUAUUGGAGAAGCUAACCAACGAACGCGCAGACGGAAGACUGGAAAGUAAGACUCUGUACUUCGUCCACUUACUCUCCAUGCCUACCUACAGUGCCUGUGGCCGUUACCGGCCGUUCAAAAAGGAGCUGUCGAAUGAGGAGAGCCAACCAUCGACGAUUGUAGAAAUUAACCAAAGAAGGCACAGACGAAAGACUGGAAGGUAAGACUCUGUACCUCGUCCACUUACUCUCCAUGCCUACUUGCAGUGCCUGUGGCCGUUACCGGCCGACCAAUGAGGGAGCUGUCGAUUGAGGAGAGCCAACCGUCCGCGAUUGGAGAAGCUAACCAACUAACGCGCAGACGGAAGACUGGAAGGUAAGACUCUGCACUUCGUCCACUUACUCUCCAUGCCUACAUGCAGUGCCUGUGGCCGUUACCGGCCGACCAAAUUGGGAGCUGUCGAUUGAGGAGAGUCAACCGUCGACGAUUGGAGAAGCGAACCAGCGAACGCGCAGACGAAAAACAGGAAGGUAAGACUGUACUUCGUCCACUUACUCUCCAUGCCUACCUACAGUGCCUGUGGCCGUUACCGGCCGGCCAAAGAGUGUGCUGUCGAAUGAGGAGAGCCAACCAUCGACGAUUGGAGAAGCUAACCAGCGAACGCGCAGACGGAAGACUGGACGGUAUGACUGUGUACUUCGUCCACUUACUCUCCAUGCCUACGUACAGUGCCUGUGGCCGUUACCGGCCGGUCAAAGAGGGAGCUGUCGAAUGA